Messenger RNA from Ornithorhynchus anatinus (platypus), 811 nucleotides. RefSeq names its product LSM2 homolog, U6 small nuclear RNA and mRNA degradation associated (gene LSM2). Gene Ontology annotation, cellular component: U4/U6 x U5 tri-snRNP complex; catalytic step 2 spliceosome; P-body. The transcript has 6 exons. Gene Ontology annotation, molecular function: RNA binding. Bases 227 to 514 code for a protein of 95 amino acids. The record is from RefSeq and is a predicted model, not a curated record. Gene Ontology annotation, biological process: mRNA splicing, via spliceosome. Lineage: Eukaryota; Metazoa; Chordata; Mammalia; Monotremata; Ornithorhynchidae.
GCGCACUUCAGCCCCCGCGCCGCUCCCGCCUCUUCCCGUCUCUGUCGGCACCGCUGUGACUACCGGCCGGCUCACGCCGCCGGCCCGUCCCCUCCCCCGGCCCCGGUUCCGGCCCCGGCUCCGGCCCGCCCGUCGCGAGGACCAUGAAUGGAUUCUCCUUGUGCACGGGGAAUGUACCUACCGGCUCUGUUGUAUUCUCCCAAAAGCUGAGUCCAGUGCUCUGCUCAUGCUCUUUUAUUCCUUCUUCAAGUCUCUGGUGGGGAAGGAUGUGGUCGUGGAGCUCAAGAAUGACCUGAGCAUCUGCGGGACCCUGCAUUCCGUGGACCAGUAUCUCAACAUCAAGCUGACGGACAUCAGCGUUACAGACCCAGAGAAGUACCCCCACAUGUUGUCCGUCAAGAACUGCUUCAUCCGAGGGUCGGUGGUCCGCUACGUCCAGCUGCCGGCCGACGAGGUGGACACGCAGCUCCUCCAGGAUGCCGCCCGCAAGGAGGCCCUGCAACAGAAGCAGUGACCGGUGUCCCCAUCCACCUCUCCCCAUCUGCCCCCUCCCGCCCCGCCACCCCCCAGGGCUAUGGUCCCUGGCAGGAGCUCAGGGGCUGGCGGGGCGUAUUUUCAUUUUGCAGGGUUUGGGUUUAUUUUGGUAAUUUAGCGGGGGAGAGGGGAAUGGGAGGAUAUAGGGGAGAAGCGAUUCCCCCAUGAAACGCCAUAUCUCAUCCUCCAAUUUCCUCCUAGUCCCCGCCACCCCGGGCCAGAGGGGCCUCUGGGGGCCUGUCCCGUAUCGGGAAUAAAGUUUUGGGUUGAAGCGUGA